AUGUUCCAUUAAUCAUAAUCUCUAAAUAAUCUAAUAAGAGAUCAUGGUUCAAAACCAUUACAAAUAGCAGGAAGAUAUCCAGAGAGUGCUGAUUUCAACAUUAAGUCAAAGUUCUUUUUGCCAUAAAUAAAAAUGACAGAAUAGAGCAAUGUGAUUACAGAUAAAUCAAAGUAGCUUCGAUUACCAUAGUUAUAAAAUCAUUUGGCAACAAGUGAUUAACACUAAAGUAAGAAGAUUGAGAUAAGAAAGUCUAUUACACCUAAAUAUUAGAAGAGAUAAACAACAAUUUAUGCAAUGAGAACUAAAGCAGGAUGUUAAAUUAAUAAGGCUAUAAAAAUCAAUUAAGAUUCUGCUAUAGUUUGUCCCAAACUUCUCGAAAAGUAUUAAUAUAUCAUAAUAAUAUAGUAUUGGUUAUAAAUUAUUUGCAGUUUCAGAUGGACAUGGUCUAAAUGGUCAUCAUGUUUCAAAUUUUAUAAAAUAAACUCUUCCUAAACAUUUGCAUAAUUAAUUGGAAGAUAAUCAUGAAGAUAUUAAAAUAUAAAUUUCAAGAGCAUUUACAAAUACAAAUAGAGAAAUUUGGAAUUCUAAUACAGAUACAAAUCUUUCUGGUUCUACUACUGCGUUAGUGCUCAUAAAAAAAGAUAUUGUAAUUAAAUAUUAUUAUAAAUUUGUUUUAGAUAUAUACAGCAAAUGUUGGUGAUUCAAGAGCAAUUUUAUGUAAGUUUGAUUAAGUUUGGUAAAUUGUACCUUUAACAAGAGAUCAUAAACCAGAUGAUCCUGAAGAAAUGAAAACUAUUGUUGAUGCAGGAGGUAGAGUUGAAUAAUAAAAAGGUUAAUCAAUUUCUUAAUUUAGAUUUUAAUUGGAAUCCUAUAGGACCUUUUAGAGUUUGGUUAUAGUAUAUUUAAGCACCAGGUUUAGCAAUGUCUAGAUCAUUUGGUGAUAAAGUUGGUGCUUAAGCAGGAGUAACAGCAAUUCCAGAAAUAAAAUAAUUUGCUUUGACCAACCAUAAUCAAUUUUUAAUUGUUGCUUCAGAUGGAGUUUGGGACUAUUUGACUAAUGAAGAGGUAUUUCUGUUAAUAAUUAGGUGAUGAGUUUAGUGAUUCCAUACUUUGAAAAGGAUAAUCCAGAACAUGCUGCAGAAAAAGUAGUGAAAGAAGCAAUCUAAGCAUGGAGAAGAGUAAAAAUUUAUAUUUACUUUUAGAAUAGUUUAGUAAGAGAUGAUAUUACUUGUAUUGUUAUCUUUCUAUGA
This is a messenger RNA of Paramecium primaurelia, 1250 nucleotides long. Lineage: Eukaryota; Ciliophora; Oligohymenophorea; Peniculida; Parameciidae. The record is from the annotation of a GenBank genome assembly.